Messenger RNA from Saccoglossus kowalevskii, 1236 nucleotides. RefSeq names its product centrosomal protein of 19 kDa-like. The record is from RefSeq and is a predicted model, not a curated record. Gene Ontology annotation, biological process: trans-Golgi to periciliary membrane compartment transport; microtubule anchoring at centrosome. Lineage: Eukaryota; Metazoa; Hemichordata; Enteropneusta; Harrimaniidae. Gene Ontology annotation, cellular component: spindle pole; centrosome; ciliary basal body.
CGGAUAUUCAACUGCGCAUGCCCAUGAUAAUUUCAACUAAUAUUCUUGUAUUUCCAGUUUACUUGAAGAAAACAUUACUCAACAUGGUACGAUUGAUGAUACGAAUAAGAAAGAAUACAUAGAAACAAAAUGUGCGUCUAUUAACAUUCCUGAUAAUAAAAGUUUCAACAAUUUUCAUAAAGCUUCGCCAUUGAAUGAACGGUCAAAGGUCAUCAUAAAAAAAAAUCAGCCAAUCGCUGCACAUCUUGCAUCUGUCAAAAAAGAUGGCGUCUUGAAAACAAGUACGAUAGUUGUGAUCGUUUUUCAGUUACCUGUUGGCUUCCGGCGUUUACGGAAAAAUGGGAAAACAAAAACUGGAUACUUGAAUGAGUUGGAACAACUUAAAUGUCAGCUAGAGACAAAACACUUGGUAUUUAACUACAAGUACAAAUAUGUCAAUUAUGCCACAGCAGUGUGGUGUCAGAUUUGACCCACCAGCCUUGGUUUUAACUUACCACAAUCAUAGGGGCAAUCUUCACCGUCGCACAAUGCCAAUAAGGGGAUUUACCAAGAGAUCUGGUAUUACAAGAACUGCCGAGAGUUUGGUCUCUAAUCCCAGACACCGAAAAUACCUGGAGAACAUCAGUAGGCCACAGAUUGAGAAACUUUUAAGGAUAAUUCAAGAACAUAUGAAAGGCAUCAGUCUGGAUGAAACCCUAGGAGCAAUCAAAAUGGAAAACACCAUCGACCCGGACGAGGACUUGAACAAGCUGGAUGACAUUGCCUUGAGUAGAAAAAAGGCCAUAAUGGAUGAGGACUUUGAAAAGAAUCGGAAAAAGCCAGGAGACGAAGGUUUUGAGUAUGAAGUGGAGGUUGAUUUUUUACCUGCAAUUGAGACAAGUGGUUGGGAUGAUCAAUCAGAUCCUGAAUUUUAGCAGCAUUCUUUUUGCUUUACUUGCUAUCCAUGGUUGCUAGAAAGACCCUUGUGAAAUCAAGUCAUUUUCAAAAACUAAAAUUGUUUUGUGCAGAGCAAGUAGCAAUGCUAUUCUUAUUUCAUACCUUGCAUAUGCACGCUCAACUAUGUUUUCUAACAAGAUGGGAGUCAUUUGAUUUCUCCAUAUUUUAGAAAUGGACCCAAACUUGGGAAAGAAACCCAUAUUCUUCUCGUUUAUUGAUCAUUUUUCUUAUAUCAUUACUAAAUUUGAUGACAACCAGUUCAGCAAAGCCUGGUCUGAACGUUGAAUUUUUCAAAACUGU